Aspergillus ibericus CBS 121593 is the source of this 2205-nucleotide messenger RNA. Its product is annotated as anoctamin family protein. Gene Ontology annotation, cellular component: cortical endoplasmic reticulum. Gene Ontology annotation, molecular function: chloride channel activity. The transcript has 4 exons. Lineage: Eukaryota; Fungi; Ascomycota; Eurotiomycetes; Eurotiales; Aspergillaceae. The coding region runs from base 1 to 2205 and encodes 734 amino acids. The record is from RefSeq and is a predicted model, not a curated record. Gene Ontology annotation, biological process: chloride transmembrane transport.
AUGGGUCUCUUUGCUGGUCACGAAGCCCUCGACCAGGCCGAACUGGAUAACUUCGGCGUCGAUUGGGUCAUCCAUUAUUCUUUCGAAGAUGUCGAGCUUUCGCAGGCGAUCCAAGAAUUCCGUACUUUGAUCCAAGACCUCCAAGAAGCGCAUCUCCAGGUUCAAGUCCGCCACGGCUAUGGUCCCUCCCUACUUGUGUGCAUUCGGGUUCCCUCCGACCUGCUGGGGAACUUGGUACAUAAAUCUCGUGUCAAGGACUGGCUUCACGGCAUUAUCCACGAGUUCCCUGAAGGCGGCGACUACGCUGAGGCCGAGGCCGAUACUCCUGCGGAGGCCCUACGAUCGGUUUAUCAUGCGGUGACCUGGCAAAAGUCGCUGGGAGGUGCUGGGAUUACCCCGAAGGUGGGUCAGUGGAAGAAUAUCACAGCAGCUAUUCCUCUACAGGAUCGCGCUGCCAAUGCGGAGCUUCUGCGGAAAUGGAGUCGCACUAUUUUUUUAACGACUGAGGAUCUCGACGCCAUUCGCGCACUGUUUGGUGAAAAGGUUGCCUUCUACUUCGCCUUCAUCCACUGCUACUCCUGCUUCUUGAUCUUUCCCGCCGCCUGGGGCAUCUUUUCUUGGUUCUAUCUAGGCCCCUAUUCAGUUACGUGUGCUGUGGUGACUUGCAUUUGGGGCAUCGUGUUUGUCGAAUACUGGAAGACCCGCGAGCUGGACCUGAGCCUGCGGUGGAACGUCAGAGAUGUCGGCUUUCUGAAGGUGAACCGACCGGAGUGGGUUUGGGACAAGGAAAUCCACAACCCGCACACCGGGGAAAUCAUCCGCGUGUUUUCGGCUCAUAGACAAUUCCUUCGCCAGCUCUUGCUGAUCCCCUUUGCGACCGUCGCCAGUGUGGCCCUUGGGACCUUGAUCAUUGCGGCAUUUGCCUUGGAGAUCCUGGUGUCGGAAGUGUACAAUGGUCCAAUGAAGGGUUAUCUGGAGUUCUUGCCUACCGUUCUGUUUUCACUCUCGCUACCUUCCAUCACCAAUCUAUUGACGGACUUUGCGAAGCGGUUGACCGACUAUGAGAACUACCGAACGCAGGAUCAAUACGAUCUGGCUCAGACCGCGAAGACAUUCGUCAUGCAUUUUAUUACGGCCUUCUUGCCUACAUUGCUGACCGCAUUUGCCUACGUCCCGUUCGGAGGCAGAAUCGGGCCCUAUCUAGACGCGCUUCGGGACCGUGGUCUCCUUUCGGCCAACCUGGCUCGAGAGAUCCAUAUCGAUACGUCCCGACUUCAGCAGGAAGUGAUUUAUCUGUCUGCGACCGCCCAGGUUCUGAAUUUCGGCGAAGAAAUUGUGCUUCCUUAUGUCAAACAAACCCUGAUGCAUAAGUGGCGUGACUGGCGGGAAGGCCGGGACUCGUCACGUCACCCCCGUCGUUAUUCGCAAAGGACUGACCAACUGCUCGUCGAUGCUCCGGAAGAAGCCGCGUUCCUCUCGCGUGUGCGUGACGAACUCGAUGCGGACGAGUACAAUGUCCAUGAUGAUAUCCUGGAGAUGUGCGUCCAGUUCGGAUCGCUGGCCCUGUUUGGCGUUGCAUGGCCCUUAGUCUCGUUGGGAUUUCUGAUUAACAAUUGGCUGGAGCUGCGUGGAGAUUUUUUCAAGCUCAGCCUGGAGUGUCAACGACCUGCUCCCAUCCGUGCUGACUCGAUCGGCCCAUCACUCAUGGGCCUAGAGGUGCUCAGCUGGCUUGGUACAUUGUCGACGGCCGCCAUCGUGUACCUGUAUCACGAUGGACUGGAGGAGGUCCACGCGUCAUCCCUACUCCUGACUCUUCUACUUGCCGAAUGGGCCUAUGUUGGGGUUCGCUUCAUUGUGCGAAGCGGACUUCAGAGGAUUAGUUUCAUCUCGCUCCGCCGCGAGGAGUCGAAGCGAUACGCAAUGCGGAAGCGCUUCUUGGAGGCCACCUCAGGCCGGGUGUCCCCUCGAGCUAAACCGCGGGUGCGGUUCCAGGACCGCGUGAACGUUUUCUCAUCGUCGACCGAUGUCCCCGGUGGCAAGGAAGACUUUCUGCAUCCGGGGCACGAUGGAUUGGGCCGUGGAGGACGGUUCUGGUCCUGGGCGCCGCAAGAAACAGCGGACGCAGGCGUUCGGCUGAUCAAGGCGCUCAACAGUAAUAUGGAUGGCUCCAAGACGGGCCCUGUGAAGGGAGCCAAGGGGGCUUGA